AUUUGGAGAUCCCGGAAGUGUGAGCGCCGCUACGCUACCGGGGCACAGGGAGGCUGGGAGCUGCAGUGCCUAUUCGGACAGGAGCCGAAUAAUAGAUCCGGCCAUUUCAAGGAAAACGUGGAGAUAAACGCAAACGGACAUACUUCUGCCAAAGGCUUCGAUCGCUAUGGAAGCACUAGUUGAGCGACUGGAACAGGCUGUGAUUCGGCUCGAGGCGGUUUCAGCCAAGCUUCAGGGUUGCUCUGGGAGCUUGUCCAAUGGCGAAAUCAAUGGAUUUAAUGGUGAAUCUCAGUGCAUGGAUGCGUUUGACCAUUUGCUGAAAGGCCCUCUGGCUGAAUACUUGAAGAACAGCCAGAUUAUUGGAGGAGAUGUGGCACAGCAUGCUGAGAUGGUACACAAUGCCCUGCAGGUACAGAAGAUUUUCCUUAAACUGGCCUCCACACACCAAGAGCCUUCACAAACAGAGCUGGCAGAUCUGCUCAGACCCAUUUCAGAGCAGAUUGGGCAGAUCCAGAAUUUCAGAGAGAAAAACCGUGGCAGUCAUCUGUUUAACCACCUGUCUGCUGUCAGUGAGAGCAUUCCUGCCCUGGGAUGGGUGGCAGUGAAUCAGAAACCAGGGCCCUACGUGAAGGAGAUGAACGAUGCCGCUAUAUUCUACACCAACAGAGUCCUGAAAGACUACAAAGACAUUGACCCUUGCCAUGUGGAGUGGGUUCGCUCUUACCUGAGUAUCUGGACUGACCUGCAGGCUUUUAUUAAACAACACCACACCACGGGACUCGUCUGGAGCAAGACAGGUCCUGUAGCUCCUUCGUCCCUGUUUAUAUCUGAACCUACUGCUCCUUGCUCUCCACCUCCACCUCCACCUCCACCUCCAUUCACAGACGAAGGUCCAAAACCUGACAACAGUGCUGUGCAGCGUUCAGCUCUGUUCGCCCAGCUCAACCAGGGAAUGGCCAUCACUAAAGGAUUGAAGCAUGUGGGUGAUGAGCAGAAAACCCACAAGAACCCUAAUCUUCGCUCUCAAGGUGGAACAAGCCAGGCUUCUCCUUCGAAAGCUUCCAGCUCAUCUAAUCCUAUACCAGCUAAGAAAAGAUCUCCAGUCCUGGAACUGGAGGGAAAGAAGUGGAGAGUGGAGCAUCAGGAACAGGUGCAUGAUCUGGUAAUAGAAGAAACAGAGCUGAAACAGGUGGUCUAUGUCUUUAGCUGCAACAACUCCACACUCCAGAUUAAAGGCAAAGUCAACUCCAUUAUAGUGGACAACUGCAAGAAGCUUGGCCUUGUGUUUGAGAAUGUGGUUGGCAUUUUUGAAAUCAUCAACUCCAGAGACAUCCAGCUCCAGGUGUUGGGGAAAGUGCCCACUAUCUCUGUGAAUAAGACAGAGGGAUGCCACAUUUACCUGAGUAAGGAGUCUCUCAACUGUGAGAUUGUCAGUGCCAAGAGUUCAGAAAUGAACAUUCUGGUUCCUCAGGAAGAUGACGAUUAUCGAGAGUUUCCUGUGCCGGAGCAGUUUAAGACUGUUUGGGACGGGUCCAAGCUGGUGACGGAGCCAUCUGAGAUUACUGGCUGAUUCGACAGAGUUGUUUUCAUUUCCACAUCUCUGCUGGUAGCCUCAUUAUAUGUACCUCUCUCUGCACUCUCAGUACAAGCUUUUAGACACAUUUGUCUGAUUCCUGAAUUACAGUUAGUGCCAGCUCAUUAGUUAGUUAGUGACAGCUAAUCUACGUAGUUCACUUCAAUAUAUCCAAUAUCAUGAUAUAAAGGUUAAAAUGUAACAAUAAUAAUCAAUAAUAGCUGUAUUCUUUCUUAUAUAGAGAAAUAUAUAUUUCUUUUUCUGUCACAUUUCAACAUCAUGUUGUUAUAAAGUUGAUUAAAUCUGCCCUGUCCAAACAAAGUCCAAAUCUGUUCAGAAAUAUUAAGGCACUUUGGAUUUUCAUGCUAAGUCCUGCCCCCUUUUUUUUUUGCUUUCUGUUGCGAGUGUUUAAUUUGUUUGUUUUUUUUUUCUUCCCUGUGAGUUUUUACACCAAGUUUUAAUAAGACAUCAGACGUUUUUCAACUCGAUUGAGACCAGAAUUUUAAACGAGGGGAAAAAAAUCGAAAAUGCAAAUAAGACUGAAUAUAAAAUACUUGGUGAAUGUGAAAAUCUGGCAUUUGGUGUUUGCCCUAAAUUAUGACUUUUUUUGUUUUAUAUCUUAUUUAAUUUUUUUUUACAUUUUUGUUAUAUGUAAUUUAACAUGUUUUUUUUUUCAGUCAGCAUAGUGUUUCAUACAAUGGUGUUCUGUAUAAUGUAGUCAGCCUGUGCCAUCAUAAUCAUACACUUAAACAAUAUAACCAUGUCAUAACCAACACUACAUAAUAUAAAUAUAGGAUAUAAGAAAAUUCAGUUGCUCACUGCAGAAAUUUCUCUUCUUGAUGAUAUCUGGGCUGCACAUUAUAAACACUCGAUCUUGCUGUGUGAAUUACAGUAUUUAAGGUUUCACUGGGGUUGAUUUAUUUUGACCGUCAAAUUGAUUAAGUUUGAACAGCUGACAUUAAAAGCACAACAGAGGACCUCUAA
Messenger RNA from Silurus meridionalis, 2557 nucleotides. RefSeq names its product cyclase associated actin cytoskeleton regulatory protein 2 (gene cap2). The coding region runs from base 167 to 1570 and encodes 467 amino acids. NCBI's taxonomy places the organism in Eukaryota, Metazoa, Chordata, Actinopteri, Siluriformes, Siluridae. Gene Ontology annotation, molecular function: adenylate cyclase binding; actin binding. The record is from RefSeq and is a predicted model, not a curated record. Gene Ontology annotation, cellular component: cytoplasm. The transcript has 13 exons. Gene Ontology annotation, biological process: regulation of adenylate cyclase activity; cell morphogenesis; cytoskeleton organization.